Verruconis gallopava is the source of this 2256-nucleotide messenger RNA. RefSeq lists its product as uncharacterized. NCBI's taxonomy places the organism in Eukaryota, Fungi, Ascomycota, Dothideomycetes, Venturiales, Sympoventuriaceae. The record is from RefSeq and is a predicted model, not a curated record. The coding region runs from base 118 to 849 and encodes 243 amino acids. The transcript is spliced from 2 exons.
CUCUGCUUCAUAAGAGAACCACAGGCUCCAAGGUCGCUGUUCUCGGCGGAGCCCGUAUCUCUUUACUGAUUGUCUCAUGCAUAAUUGAGAUCCCCAUCCCAUUGGCGACCUGUUCAAAUGUCCCUAACUGAAACCUGCAUGAUGGCGUCUGAGCCCGCCACCAUUUCCCGCAAGAGGAAGCCGAGCGACGACCUCACAGAUCAGCAGCGGCUCGCCAAACGAUUCGAUCUGUUGAAUAUAGAUAAUGCGAGCGGGAAGCUCUACAUUCCCGUCUCGCCGUCGUUAAAGCCCACCACCUCAGUCCCCAAUGGCACCCUCGACAACGAUCAGAUGGCACUAGAUGACACGAAGCACAAGGUGUACAUCUACGACUUGGACGCCGAGCUGGCUUCCGACACCGAAUCCGACACCGAAUCAAAGCCCAUCUUCAUUCCGGACAUUGAGAAGCACCUCAACAAGCUACCCAAAGUCGUGCUCGUCGGCGACGAAGCCCACGAAGCCGCCAAGAACAUGCAAAUGGUGCUGUACACUGUGCCGACGUCUCUGACGAUUCCGGAAGAAAAUGACAGCGUCAGAAAAGCUAUUUUGGAGAGCAGGCAGCGCAUGAGAGAUAGGCAGGCGUUGCGCGUGCCGGAUAUGCCCGUACCCACAGAGGCUAUGCCGCCUUUGAAGCCAUCUAGUGGGCCUGAUGGGGAGCAUGUAAGGAGUCAUGCCUUUGGAUCGACAGGAAACAGCAGCGAAGGCGCAAUUCAGGUGCCGGCCACGCCGCUGGAGAGCUUCGCGCAAAAGGCAGCCGUGAACGGUUACGCGAACACUGGUUACGACCCAGACAUAAUGGAGAUGGACUGAUCUGGUCAAAAAUUCCGUGGCUGGUAUUCAUUUCUUGUGUCUAUCUCUUCGAAGGGACCAUCAAUUGUUCUCAGCGACCUAUCGUACAGGACCUCCUCUCUUCCAGCAAAGACUUGGUAUGCGACAAUCACGCGUACUGGGCGCUGGACUACAAAGAGUGGCAAUCAUAACACAUAAUAAAAAGGAAACGUCUCUUGCAGCUCACAAUGCAGGUGGGGGCUGCUGCGGCGUUGUCUGCGGUGCAGCAGCUGGUACGACACCAUUCUGCUGCGGCGCUACCUUCGAUCCUCCCAGAGGUGGAGCGUACAUUGGCGGCAUACCGUUAGGAUUGUACACCGGUGGAGGCUCCGGGUACGGGUACAUUCCGUACGUUCCGUUCUGCGGAUUGUAGUACGCAGCGUUGUUUUGCUGGCGGAAGGGCUUUGGAGCAAGCCACUGCAAGGAAGACCUGUCAGCUGGCGCGGACGAACGUGGAGAAGUAGGGAUUGCAUACUCUGUGAUAUCUCAACGGCUGCAGGCCCUUGCGUAUGCGCCGCCGCGCGUGCCAGUACCCGACUGUGAAGUAGAUGAAGAUGAUACCCAUGAGCCCGAGGAAGAUGCUCCACUUUAUGAUCUCUGCCGUGCGGCAGGCCUGUGAUGAAUACUCGGUCAGCGCAUGCUUGGAAAGUAGAGUUCCUCUUGUCCAAAGCAAUAGGAAGCGUACCUUGUCACACACGAACACUUCGCGGCCAUCGCCUGUGAUGAACACCUCGUCCCGCUUCGUGGUUAUCAUCAUUCGUAAUGUGGAAAUUUAAUUUUAAACCGUGCAAAGAAGCCCCUUUGUUCGAAAACGUCCUUGGCAAGCCAAUUUGAGGUAGACUGCAAAGAGAGCUCUUCCCAAGAACUGGGAUGUCAACGGUGAGAGGGCGAUUAGUAGCACCUUACUCGCGCUUAAUACUCGACGACAAUGAGAGAAAGAGAGAGAGAGAGAGAAGACAAGCCAAGAAAAGAGGGAAGAAAAAAACAGGUACAAGUGUCCGACUCUAUAUUGCUGGGCAGCCACAAACCUGCUUGUUUCGGAGCAUUCAUGUUCCGGAUUCGUCUCGGCGGGAUUUUAUCUCAGAAAGGGAGAGGGAGACUUCGCGUUCCGCCAUGUUCGACGAUUGGUGUUUCACAUCUUGUUACAAACCCACCGCGUCUGGUGUAAGACACCAAACAGCCGCAGCCAACUUACACGCGCGUCGGUGCGUGGCGCGGUGGGAUAGUGUCGGUUUCUUUUCGACUUCAGGAUAUACCGAAAAAGGAGGAGAAGGCGAAGAGAGCUGGCCAUAUCACAAGUGAGAAAUUUCACCGUUUCUUCAAUUCCCUAAGUUAUCGGCAAAGCGAAUUGCAAAGGUGCAAACAAUAGAUCAUGUUUUCUGCGAUUGA